AUGGCCAGCCAACAGUUUUCCGGCAAUCUGAAGGAGGAAGUGAUCUGCCCCAUCUGCAUGGACUUUCUGCAGGACCCUGCCACCAUUGACUGUGGACACAAUUUCUGCCACAAAUGCAUUGCACGGAUUGCGGAAGAUUCAGGCAGAUUUCUCAAAUGUCCCCUCUGCAACAGUUCUGUGAAAAAAACAUUCAGGCCCAACUGGCUGUUGGUGAAUCUGGUGAAGAAAAUCCAAGCUAUGGGUACCUCUGAGGAGCAACCAGAAGGGGAAGAACUGAAAUGUCAGAAGCAUGGAGAGAAGUUCUAUUACUUCUGUGAGCAUGAUGGGGAUUUCCUCUGUGUGAUGUGUCGUGAAUCUGAGGACCACCGAAUGCAUAAUGCCAGCUUGAUAGAAGAAGCUGCCCAGAACUAUCAGGCGCAGAUUCAAUGUCAGGUUGAGAUCUUGCAGCAAACGGAGAAGGAGAUGGUACAAAUGAAGGAGCAAGGCGAAUGGAAGAUCAAUGACUUUAUGAACCAUGUGAAAUUUGAGAUGAUAAAGAUCCUGGGGGAAUUCAGUCACCUGCAACAGGUCCUAGAAGAGGAGAAGAAUUUCCUCCUGUCCCGGCUCCAUUGGCUAGGGCAGGAGGGAGACCAGCAGAGGAAACUCUUCACUGCUUCAAUGAAGUUGCAAUGGACUGCCCUCAAGAAGCUCAUAGAUUCCCUGAAGGUCAAGCAGCAAAUGCUGCCCAGUCAGCUGCUAGAGGACAUCAGAGCUACCCUGCACAGGAGUGAAGAAUUUCAGUUUCUCAGUCCAACCCUGAUUCCUCCACACCUGGAGAAAAAACUCAGUGUAGCAAAAUCAAGACAUGACUCCAUCAUAGAGAACAUGAAGAAAUUCGAAGACAACCUCCAGGCCAGUGGGAAGAAAGAUAAAAACAGAUUCCUCGAAAGCAUGAAUGAAAAAGACAAGCAGAACUGGGACGAAACAAUUAAGCCGGGGCUAUCGAAUCCCUACCCGCUAACUCCAUCCCACGCCUUAUUUGAGGCUUCCUUUCCUGGAGAAGCCGCCCCUUCAGCAUCACUUCUGGCUGGAAGUAGGGAGACUUACGUUGAAGUUCCUGUAAACCGAGCCAGCUCUGAGGACGCGGGGAGCUUUGGCUCUGAGAGUAGUGAACGGUUCAAGGCGGUGCUGACCCCUGUAGCACUGGACGCGGCCUCGCCCCACCCAGACCUCAUCCUUUCUCAGGAUCUAAAAACAGUAACGCUGCCUCUCCACCCUCAGCGCAGAUCUGAAGAGCCAGCAGACCAGGAGCGCUUCUACCCUUUCCCUUGCGUGCUGGGCUCUCCAGGCAUUUCUUCUGGCUGCCAGGCCUGGGAGGCGGAGCUCCAAGGAGGAGAGCGCGCGGGCUGUCUGGUGGGCGUGGCCUCGGAGCUAGUAUGCCGACGAGGUUGUCUGCUGGUGGAACCCUUAGCAGGCUUCUGGACGCUACGCAUCACCAGCCUCGGGUGCGAGGCGCUCACCGAUGGUGGCACCCGGGAGAAUCUACCUAUCCGUCCGAAGAAAGUGGGCAUCUUCGUGGACCACGAACUCGGGGAGGUCGUCUUCUUCGACAGCACCACAAGCAACCACAUCUACACCUUUCACGCCUCCUUCGCUGGGCAGAUCUUCCCCUUUUUCCAGCUCCUGUAUCCUGGCACACAAAUCACCCUGAAUCCCUAGAGUUGUCCCUUUCUCUCCGUCUUUUCCCUGCUAACUCCCCAUUUGGGGACGCGCUGCAGCUGGUCCAGUUGAAACUAGGCUUCUGGAGCCCUUUCCAAAGGUUACGCCUGAGGCAGGCCAGAUGUUC
This is a messenger RNA of Sciurus carolinensis (gray squirrel), 1825 nucleotides long. RefSeq names its product tripartite motif containing 31 (gene Trim31). The transcript has 8 exons. The record is from RefSeq and is a predicted model, not a curated record. Lineage: Eukaryota; Metazoa; Chordata; Mammalia; Rodentia; Sciuridae. Gene Ontology annotation, molecular function: zinc ion binding; protein binding. Bases 1 to 1698 code for a protein of 565 amino acids.